AUGGCAAGACAACAGUCGAAGCCCGCGCCUGAAAUGGCUCUAUCCUCUGCCCUGUCCGCACCAUGGGGCUUUCUCCGACCCACCGACGACCUACACACCACCGUCGUGGACUCCGCAAAGCACAUCCUAGACUCCCUCGCUGGUUCCGUCGUGGAUGCUCAAACCACCCGUCGCCAAAUCAACAAGAAGCGCAAGAGAUCCGACCUGGAAUCAGACCAAAUUACCCAGCUGCAACUGAAGAAUCUGUAUGUGGAAGGCUUCACCUCCAACCAAAUAUGGGAACAGGCAAUCCGGAUUCUCGAGUCCACAGGCGAAGAGGUUGAGCGGGAUAUUACUUUGAUCGCUCAGCACAGUGGCUAUAUGGACCAGGAGGGCUCUGAACUCGAGGAUGCGUCAGACCCCGAGCUUGCACAGUCCGAUAGCGACAGCCAGGAGGGUAUGGAGGAUCUCUCCGAGGGUCCGGGCCUGGAAGAUGACGCCGAAGAAGAAUCUGACGCCGAGUCUGAUCUGGAGGGCGAGCCUCUCGAGGGAGAGGACAUCGAAGACGAAGACAUGGAGGAUUGGGACGAGGAGAAUUCUAUGGCCGAGGAGGAAGAAGCGCCUGAGACUUUCGUUGAGGAUAAAUUUGGACUCAACGACGGGUUCUUCUCCAUCGAUGAUUUCAACAAGCAGUCCGAAGCGCUCGAAAGACAAGAUGUCAAGGGCGGACCCGAGGAAGGGGAAGACAGUGAUGAAGAGGAAUUGGACUGGCACACAAACCCAUUGGUGGCUGGAAAUGCCGCCCCCGUCAACGACCAAAAAGCAUCAAAGAAUCGCGCAACGGAGGAAGACGACGAGAUGGAUGAUAGCGAGGAGGAAGGACCUACCUUCGGUAAUGUCGACCUCAACGCCGACUCCGACUCCGACAACGAAGACGCCGAUGAUCUUGCCGAGGAGGCUGCUGGCUGGGUCAACACGAGUGAUAUCAAAUACGCCGACUUCUUCGCCCCUCCACCUCGCAAGCCCUCAAACAAGAAGGCGCGUGCCCUCCCGAAAACCCAGCCUGAUGCGGCACCGGUUGACGAUGCCGAUGUCAACCGUGCCAUGGAUGACGUUCGACGAGACUUGUUCGAUGACGAAGAUAACUCAGCCGAAGAAGACGGUGACGAUAUGGACGAAUCAACCGAUGCUGGUCCCAAGUCUUCGCAUGAGAAGCAGAGGGCCCGUAUUGCCGAUGAAAUCCGUCGACUGGAGGCAGCGAACGUCGCGAAAAAGGAAUGGAUGGUUGCUGGUGAAGCCAGAGCCGUCCAGAGACCUGUGAACUCUCUCAUCGAAGAAGACCUUGACUUUGAGCGGAUUGGAAAGCCAGUUCCCGUUGUCACCAAUGAGACCAGUGAGGACAUCGAGGAAUUGGUCAAGCGCCGCAUCCUUGCCAUGGAGUUUGACGAGGUCAUCCGCCGUCGACCAGGUUCUGAGACCCAGCAAGCCGGAAGAAAGCCCCGAUUUGAACUGGAUGAUACAAAGGCCCAGCAAGGUCUAGCCGAGAUGUACGAAACAGAACAUCUCAAGGCUAACGAUCCCAACUUCGUCGAUACCAAGGACCGCAAAUUGAUGCGGGAGCACGCCGAGAUCACCAGUCUAUGGAACGACGUCAGCGCUCAAUUGGAUACGCUAUGUAACUGGCACUACAAGCCUAAGAUUGCCCAGGCCAGCAUCAACGUUGUCACCGAUGCGCCAACCAUCAUGAUGGAAGAGGCACGCCCCACCGCUGGCGGUGCUGCUGGUGGGCCUGUGGGACUGGCUCCUCAGGAGAUCUAUGCCCCCGGUGAUGAUGGCAAGGUUGGAGGAGAGGUGGUCCUCAAGAACGGUGCAUCCAUCUCCAAGGAGGAGAUGUCCCGUGAAGAAAAGGCCAAGAACCGCCGCCAGAGCAAGAAGACUCAAAAGAAGGCCAACGCCGAUCCAUCCAAACAAAAGUCCGGCAAGGCGGCCGAGAAACAAGAGAUGAUGUCGGAUCUGAAGAAGGGAGGAGUCAAGGUCAUUGACAAGGAGGGCCGUGUCACCGAUAUCAACGGUGAUGCCGUCAAAGCGGGUAGUCAAAACAGAGGCGACAAUCUGAAGCUGUGA
Messenger RNA from Penicillium salamii, 2103 nucleotides. The record is from the annotation of a GenBank genome assembly. Lineage: Eukaryota; Fungi; Ascomycota; Eurotiomycetes; Eurotiales; Aspergillaceae.